Molecule: messenger RNA, 6131 nt
Organism: Cydia strobilella
Lineage: Eukaryota; Metazoa; Arthropoda; Insecta; Lepidoptera; Tortricidae
Gene: Sf3b1
Product: splicing factor 3B subunit 1
Exons: 21
Coding region: 133-4149 (1338 amino acids)
Biological process (GO): spliceosomal complex assembly
Cellular component (GO): U12-type spliceosomal complex; U2 snRNP; catalytic step 2 spliceosome
Molecular function (GO): mRNA binding
Source: RefSeq, a predicted model, not a curated record
CGAAUGUCUCGAUCGGUAUCAAAAUCAAAAUCGGUGUAGAACGUGUUGAGUUUAUUACUGUGAAUCGUUAUUAUUUUGUUGCAAUUGUUCUGAUUUGGAAAUAUUUGUGUAGAUUAAUCUUCAUGAGAAAUCAUGGAGAAAAUACCGAGGACACAUGAAGCGAUUGAAGCUCAAAUAAAAGAAAUUCAAUCUAAAAAGAAAGAAAUUCAAUCUGAAAAUGGCAACAACAAAGGUGUUUCCCUCGGUGAAACAUAUUACGACAGUGAUAUUUAUGACAGCCAGGGCCAGGGUGGCAAGUCAAGAUAUGAUGGAUAUGUAACUUCCAUUGCGGCCAAUGAUGAAGUGGAAGACGAGGAUGUGGAGAAUGUUCCCAUAUCCCAGAAAAGACCAGGAUACACCGCACCAGCUUCGUUAUUGAACGACAUCGCACAGAGUGACAAGGACUAUGACCCAUUUGCAGAUAAACGCCGCCCAACCAUUGCAGACAGGGAAGAUGAGUACAGGCAAAAAAGGCGUAGGAUGAUCAUUUCUCCGGAGCGUAUGGAUCCUUUUGCUGAAGGAGGAAAAACUCCUGAUGUUGGAUCCAGAACAUAUACUGAAAUUAUGAAAGAACAAUAUUUGCGUGCUGAGGAAACUGAGUUACGAAAAAAGCUGCUUGAAAGGGCAAGAGAGGGAACUCUCAAGCCAGUUGCACAAUCAAAUGGAGAAGCAAUUAAACCUGGGGCAAAACGCAAAGGGCGUUGGGAUCAGAGCUCUGAAGAUACUCCCUCGGUGAAGAAACCUAUAUCUGCUACUCCAAGCUCGCAAGCUACGCCGUCGUGGGAUAAUGAGAGAGGCGCAUGGGAGGAAACGCCUGGCGCUGCAGGUCGGGGCGGCGAGACGCCCGGCGCCACGCCGUCCGCCCGCGUGUGGGACGCCACGCCCGGACACAUCACGCCCGGACACGCCACGCCCGGCCGCGAGACCCCGGCCCAGCACGCCUCCAGGCGUAAUCGCUGGGAUGAGACGCCCAAAACUGACAGAGAAACUCCCGGGCACAACAGCGGGUGGGCCGAGACCCCGCGCACGGACCGGGGCGCCGGCGUGGACACUAUCCAAGAGACUCCCACCCCGGGCACCAAGCGGCGCUCGCGCUGGGACGAGACGCCCGGCGCCACGCCCGCGCCUGCCACGCCCACGCCCAGCCACGCCACGCCCAGCCACGCCACGCCCAGCCACACGCCCGGACACGCCACGCCAUCCACUCCGCACACGCCCGUCUUUACACCUGGAGGAUCAACGCCAGUGGGAAUGAAAGCCAUGGCCAUGGCCACGCCGACGCCAGGCCACGUGGCGGCCAUGACUCCGGAGCAGCUGCAAGCGUACCGCUGGGAGAAAGAAAUAGAUGAACGCAACCGUCCCUACACUGACGAAGAGCUAGAUUCCAUGUUCCCACCAGGGUACAAGGUUUUGCCGCCGCCUGCCGGUUAUGUUCCGAUUCGGACCCCGGCUCGUAAGCUGACCGCAACGCCUACCCCCUUGGCUGGUACCCCAAUCGGCUUUUUCAUGCAGACGGAGGAUGUGGGCGGGUCGGCCGCGGCGGCCGCGCGCCUGCUGGACCCGCAGCCUAAGGGGAGCCAGCAACUGCCCUUCAUGAAGCCGGAGGACGCUCAGUACUUUGACAAACUGCUCAUUGACGUCGACGAGGAAACGCUCUCGCCCGAGGAACUCAAAGAAAGGAAGAUCAUGAAACUCUUACUCAAAAUCAAGAACGGCACCCCGCCUAUGUGCAAGGCGGCGCUGCGCCAGAUCACAGACAAGGCGCGCGAGUUCGGCGCCGGGCCGCUGUUCAACCAGAUCCUGCCGCUCCUCAUGAGCCCCACGCUCGAGGACCAGGAGCGCCAUCUGCUGGUCAAAGUUAUUGACAGGAUUCUGUACAAACUUGACGACUUGGUGCGCCCGUAUGUGCACAAGAUUUUGGUCGUGAUUGAACCUCUUCUCAUCGAUGAAGAUUACUACGCGCGCGUGGAAGGUCGUGAGAUUAUCUCUAACUUGGCCAAGGCCGCCGGUCUAGCCACCAUGAUUUCCACCAUGAGACCUGAUAUCGACAACAUCGAUGAAUACGUGAGAAACACUACAGCCAGGGCGUUCGCCGUCGUUGCUUCAGCUUUGGGUAUACCUUCUCUACUGCCCUUCUUGAAGGCUGUGUGCCGAUCAAAGAAGUCGUGGCAGGCGCGCCACACUGGUAUAAAGAUCGUGCAACAGAUCGCCAUUCUGAUGGGGUGUGCCAUAUUACCGCAUCUUAAAUCACUCGUCGAAAUUAUUGAACAUGGUUUGGUCGACGAGCAACAAAAAGUCCGUACUAUCACUGCGUUGGCGAGCGCCGCCUUGGCCGAGGCAGCCACGCCGUACGGUAUCGAGUCCUUCGACUCGGUCCUCAAGCCCCUGUGGAAGGGUAUCCGCACCCACCGAGGCAAAGGUCUGGCUGCCUUCCUCAAGGCCAUCGGUUACCUGAUCCCCUUAAUGGACGCCGAAUACGCCAACUAUUACACGCGUGAAGUGAUGUUGAUUCUCAUUCGUGAGUUCCAGUCGCCCGAUGAGGAAAUGAAGAAGAUUGUACUAAAGGUAGUGAAACAGUGUUGCGGCACCGACGGUGUAGAACCACAAUACAUUAUGGACGAAAUCUUACCACACUUCUUCAAGCACUUCUGGAACCAUCGUAUGGCUCUCGACAGGCGUAACUAUCGACAGCUUGUUGACACUACGGUUGAAAUUGCUAAUAAGGUGGGCGCUUCAGAAAUCAUUAACAGAAUAGUAGACGAUCUCAAAGACGACAACGAGCAGUACCGCAAGAUGGUGAUGGAGUCGAUCGAGAAGAUCCUCGCCAACCUGGGCGCCGCCGACAUCGACUCCAAGCUCGAGGAGGCUCUUAUUGACGGCAUCCUGUAUGCCUUCCAAGAACAGACUACAGAAGAUGUGGUAAUGCUGAACGGGUUCGGCACAAUAGUAAACCAGCUCGGCAAGCGCGUGAAGCCGUACUUACCCCAAAUAUGCGGUAUCAUCCUGUGGCGCAUGAACAACAAGUCGGCCAAGGUGCGCCAGCAGGCCGCCGACCUCAUCUCGCGCAUCGCCGUCGUCAUGAAGACGUGUCAGGAGGAAAAAUUGAUGGGUCAUCUUGGAGUUGUCCUCUACGAAUAUUUGGGUGAAGAGUACCCGGAAGUGCUGGGUUCCAUCCUGGGGGCGCUGAAGGCGAUCGUGAACGUCAUCGGCAUGACCAAAAUGACGCCGCCCAUCAAGGAUCUACUACCGAGAUUGACGCCCAUCUUGAAGAACAGGCACGAAAAAGUACAAGAGAAUUGCAUUGAUCUAGUCGGACGUAUCGCAGACAGAGGUCCAGAGUUUGUCUCGGCCAGAGAGUGGAUGAGAAUAUGUUUCGAGCUGUUGGAGCUUCUCAAGGCCCACAAGAAAGCCAUCAGGAGAGCCACUGUUAACACCUUCGGUUACAUUGCCAAAGCUAUUGGACCUCACGACGUGCUGGCGACCUUGUUGAACAACUUGAAAGUUCAGGAGCGACAAAACAGAGUGUGCACAACAGUCGCCAUUGCGAUUGUCGCCGAGACGUGCUCACCGUUCACAGUAUUGCCGGCUCUCAUGAACGAGUACCGGGUGCCGGAGCUGAACGUCCAGAACGGCGUGCUGAAGUCCUUGUCCUUCUUGUUCGAGUACAUCGGCGAAAUGGGCAAGGAUUAUAUUUACGCCGUGUGCCCGUUGCUCGAAGAUGCUCUUAUGGAUAGAGAUCUAGUGCACAGACAAACGGCGUGCGCGGCGAUAAAGCACAUGGCGCUCGGCGUGUACGGGUUCGGGUGCGAGGACGCGCUGGUGCACCUGCUCAACCACGUGUGGCCCAACAUCUUCGAGACGUCGCCACAUCUAGUGCAGGCCUUCAUGGACGCCGUCGAGGGCAUGCGCGUCGCGCUAGGGCCCAUCAAGAUACUGCAGUACGCGUUACAAGGUUUAUUUCAUCCAGCCAGAAAAGUCCGCGACGUUUACUGGAAGAUCUACAACACGCUGUACAUCGGCGGCCAGGACGCGCUCGUGGCCGGGUACCCGCGGAUACAAAACGAUCCAAACAAUCACUUUAUACGAUAUGAAUUAGAUUACUUGCUGUAACAAUAACACAGUCUACACAUUUAUAGUGCGUGAUGCUAUUCACUAUACUUAUGGUUUUAUUUUGCCGAGAGUUAAAUAAUUUAAAAGACUUGUUUAAAUGUUUAUAUUUUAUUUUGUCAAUAGCUAUAGUUGCUGUUCAUGCAUAAGUGUAGCCGCUGUGCACGAAGAGUUUCAUAUAAUCGUCAUGCAAGUGUGAUUGUUAGUGACCUCCAUGCGCGACGGCAAUAUAAAAUAGUACGCAAACGUCGAUAAAGAUGUACCUAAUGUAUGAUUUAUAAAAUUUGAAAGAAAUAAAAAAUCUUUUCUCAAAAAUGGACGGCAAAGUCAACGUUGCCGGUUAAAAAGUAGGUCGCGAAGUGCGUUGUUUAUGGUCAGUCAAAAAAUUAAAAAGUUAAAAACAUUGCAGUCUCGAUUUUGGGACUGCAAUGUUGCAUACAAAUUCCAUUAUUUGUCGAGUUCCAAACUUUUUAAAAGUUGGAAGUGGCCAUAUCAAAUGAAGGCAUAGGUCCAUUAAACAGCCAAACAGAUGAUCAGUACUUAUUAUUAUAAUGUUGGUACCGCGACUAUUUAGGUGUCUCGCCGGAAGAUCAGCGCCGACACUUGGGUCGGCAUUAUGCUGAGGCGAGCCCAUUUCGUGGUAAACACUGCAAAUAUGUUUUUUUUUUAAUUUUCCUUGUAAUGCUAGUAUGUAAGUUUAUCACGAAAUAAAUGAUUUAUGAUCAAAUAGGUUGGCGUAUUUUCAGCAGAAAAAUACACUUCUAUUUUUAAAUUUAAAAAAUAAAACGGCGGCAAAGCAAAUUUUAUUACUUUUUUCUGUGAAAAUAUAUACAUAAGAACGUUGCUUCUGUAAAAUAUUUCUAUUAUAUUUGUAUUUAUUGCGCCAUUUUUGAGAAAAGCACUAUAUAUGACUGCUGUAAGGCUACCUGCUGGCGUCGGAUUCAAUUAAACGGACUCCCAAGGUCGUCCGUUUAAAACGAAUCCUCAGCCAGUAAGUAGCUACUUCCGAGUCUCGACAAUAAUGUACUACUUCUCAAAAAUGGACGGCAAAGUCGACGUUGCCGGGUAAAAAGUAGGUCGCGAAGUGCGUAGUUUAUGGUCAGUCAAAUAAUUAAAAAGUAAAAAACAUUGUAGUCUCGAUUUCGGGACUGCAAUGUUGCAUACAAAUUCCAUUAUUUGUCGAGUUUCAAACUUUUAAAAAGUUGAAGUGGCCAUAUCAAAUGAAGGCAUGGGUCCAUUAAACAGCCAAACAGAUGAUCAGUACUUAUUAUUAUAAUGUUGGUACCGCGACUAUUUAGGUGUCUCAAAUAGGUUGGCGUAUUUUCAGCAGAAAAAUACACUUCUAUUUUUAAUUUAAAAAAUAAAAAGGCGGCAAAGCAAAUCUUUUUACUUUUUUCUGUGAGAAUAUAUACAUCAGAACGUUGCUUCUGUAAAAAAAUUAUAUUAUAUUUGUAUUUAUUGCGCCAUUUUUGAGAAAAGCACUAUAUAUGACUCGGCUGGAAGGCUACAUGCUGGCUUCGGAUUCAAUUAAACGGACUCCCAAGGUCGUCCGUUUAAAACGAAUCCUCAGCCAGCAAGUAGCUACUUCCGAGCCUCGACAAUAAAGUACUAUUGUGCGCGGCAGCGGCACUUUUAGUCAUGUUGACAGCACCUACCUACAUUGGAAAUAUAAGAUAUCUCAUUUUAUUAUAACAUCUCAUUUCACCAAAAAAAACAUUCAAAACUUAGUUACCCAUAUGACAUGUAAUGUAACCAGUUGUUUAUAACAAUGUAAUUGACUUCUAUAAAAUCUGGUCAGUCACUAACAUAAUAAGUCUUACAAAAGAUCAUUUACUUUCACGAAUGAAAUACGCUCUUUACGAGUACAAUAACUCCGUCUUAUUAUCUGUCUGUACCGUGUAUUUUCUGCCUGUACUAGUAAACCUGUGAGGUUAUUUGACUCAUAAAUAUUAGGUAAAAUUGUUAAGAAUAAAGAGUAUAAAAGA